Messenger RNA from Trichoderma atroviride IMI 206040, 1156 nucleotides. RefSeq lists its product as uncharacterized. The record is from RefSeq and is a predicted model, not a curated record. Lineage: Eukaryota; Fungi; Ascomycota; Sordariomycetes; Hypocreales; Hypocreaceae.
ACAAGGUUAGCUGACUGCUUAAUCACUCAGCCAUAAAUCCACCCGUAUCCGACACCGCCAUUGUUUCUUGACCCCAAGAGUCAUUCUCGUUGUAUCUCUUCUCCUUACAUACUAUCUCCGUUUGGCACUCUCCUUUCUGUGUAAUUAGCCCCAAACUUACGAUACUCCCGCCAUGGCGCCUCUCAAGCCGUACUGGAAACAGCCCUCCCACCCCGACGUCCAAGAUGUCGUCGUCAGCGGAGCCGACUUCAUGACCAAGAGCCUUUCAAAAGUGACUGUGCCGCCAUUUGGCCUGUUCGCCAAAUUUGAGUUUCCUCCUUGCGAUGUGGCCGACAAGGCGACCUACGCUACGGUGCAGAUGGGGAAGGAUGAGCACCUGAAUCUCAACAGCGACUUGCUCUACAUUAACCACUCUUGCGAGCCAUCUCUUCACUUUGAUAUGGGGAGCAUGAGGAUUGUGGCUGGCCCCAAGGGCCUCCGUCCUGGAGAUGAACUUACAUUUUUUUACCCCUCAACUGAAUGGGACAUGGCUCAGCCAUUCGACUGCUUCUGUGGCAAGCCCACUUGCAAAAGGGUCAUCUCCGGCGCCAAGGAUAUGCCCUUUGAGCUGCUCAAAGGCCUCUGGCUCAACGACCACAUCCACGACCUUCUUGAAGAGCAAGCUUCUUCUCAGCAAUACCAGCUUGGCUCAGUGCCUGGGAAUGAUGGUGGCGUGCGUUCCGCCCAGCUGCCAGAAGCUGUCUUGAAUGGUCGGGCAGAGAAGCUCAACGGUACGGAUGCCAAUGUCGAUACUCAGGGCCUUGGAUUAUUGCGACGCGGAGUAACUUCACGGGAGAUGAGCGGCGAGAUGGGCGGCGAUACUACCGUCAGGGUUUAAUGGUAGUGGCCUCUACGUUCAAGACUGGUUGCGUCAUUGAAAUGGAGGUCUGGUAGCUCAUAAGGAUUCAACAUCCAAAAGGCUACCAACUGAUUUUAUUUUCAUCAUUCAUAUUAUUUGCCAGGACAUUUUCAGAAAAUUGGAGGAGAAAAAAAUUUACUUGGAUUGCUCACUGAAGGAGGAAAUGUUAUCUAAAAUCUAUCUAUGGAAGGGCAGAGGAAAAAAAAAAGAGAGAGAGAGAGAGAAAGGCAAAAAACUAUAUAAUACAAAUUUUUCAAC